AUGCCGGCCUCCCCCUCCUCUGGGAGCCGCAAGGUGGUGACGAUCACCAAGGUCGAGGGCCCCACUGUCAGACCCGCAGAGAAGCGAUACUCGCUCGUGCCGACCCCGAAGCUGCCGGCGGCCGUCCAGUUCCCCCUCAUCGCGAUCCUCAGCCUGUCCAUCUCGGCCCUGCUGUACUCUCUCACGUACCAGUUUACCCGCGCCCCGCUGGCCAUCAACGAGAGAGUGCUCGAGAACUGGACCGAGGUGGCACUGCUUACUGGCUGGAAGGUAUUCCAACUGGGUCUCGGCUGGUAUGGCAACUUUGACAGUAUUGACCUGGCUGCUUUGACUGUGCUGUCUCAAGGCCCUUCUCUAUAUCUGCUCUCUACGUUCUACAGCACGCCUGCCGUUCCUUUGGUCUCCUCUCUGGCUAUCGAGGUGCUCUCUGCGACUCUGCCUUUCCACCUGCUGCGACCCUUGAACGUUGUUCAUGCAGACCCCAACGACGCCCCCAACGGUGACAUUGUCGCUGAUAGGCCGAUUGCGCUGCUGACCACACUCCUCGCUGCCGCCAUCUACAGCGUGGCUUUGCUCUUUGCCUACGCCACUUACCUGCCUACCUACCUGGUUGUCUACUUCACCAACCUUGCUUCCAUCGCUCCAGCACACGAAGCAAGCUACAUUUCGUUCCUCCCAGUGACCUUGGCCCUUGGCCUUGCGGCGCAGACCUUCAUUUUUGCCCCUAUCACUACCGUUCCGCGGACCACCCAGGACGAGAUUAACGACAGCUUCAACCCUGUCGAGGCUGGGCUGGGCGCCACCGUUUGGUGGAAUGUCUGGGGCUGGAGCACCCGCACCAAGGUCGCAAUGGGCCGGACUCUUGUACUCAUGCUCGUGAGCGGUGUCAGCUCUGCUCUCAAGGCCCGCUAUGAAGUGUUGGGCGUUGAGACUGCCGGCGCUGUCGCUUGGGGCACCGUGUGGGUUUUGGCCGCCGGAGUGACAGGAUUGGGCCUUGGUGCUGUUGGCAGUACUUAA
This is a messenger RNA of Microdochium trichocladiopsis, 1017 nucleotides long. RefSeq lists its product as uncharacterized. The record is from RefSeq and is a predicted model, not a curated record. Lineage: Eukaryota; Fungi; Ascomycota; Sordariomycetes; Xylariales; Microdochiaceae. The transcript is spliced from 3 exons. Bases 1 to 1017 code for a protein of 338 amino acids.